Molecule: messenger RNA, 1674 nt
Organism: Penicillium pulvis
Lineage: Eukaryota; Fungi; Ascomycota; Eurotiomycetes; Eurotiales; Aspergillaceae
Product: acyl--CoA ligase
Exons: 6
Coding region: 1-1674 (557 amino acids)
Biological process (GO): secondary metabolic process
Molecular function (GO): CoA-ligase activity
Source: RefSeq, a predicted model, not a curated record
AUGCCACAGAAAUCACGAUGGAGCGUUUCCGUUCCGAAGAUAGACAUUCCCACUUAUCUCUUCGGGUCCCCUACAGCUCCUCUAGGCGAUGCUGUCGCCUUUGCUGACGCUGAAGACCCAGAGGCGCUGUGCAUGACCUGGACCGAGCUCCGCCUCUGGUCACAGCGUUUAGCCGCGGGAUUAAAAGCAGCGGGAUUAAAUGAAGGUGACCGAGUCGUUAUCCUUAGCGGCAAUGAUAUUCUAUUCCCCGUUGUCAACCUCGGCAUUAUCAUGGCCAGUGGCAUAUACCAAUCCGCGAAUCCGCACUCCAAUGCCCACGAGUUGGCGUACCAACUCAGCCUCACUAAGCCAAGCUUCAUGAUGGCGAGCGAGGCAACUCUAGCCUGCGCUCUGGAGGCUGCCAAAAUGGUAGGCAUGGAGCGGGAACGUGUUUUCGUGUUUAACAAUGCUCCACUCAUCAAGGAAGGCGGUGGCGAUGAUAAUAUUGAACUUGAAGUAAAGCAUUGGAAGCACUUACUGGCGCCUAAAGAAAUGGGUAGGCGCUUCAUUUGGAAGAAAUUGAACCCGGGAGAAUCGAAGUCGACAACCGCCUAUGUGAUAAUGACAUCUGGAACCACUGGUCUUCCAAAGGCAGCGGAAGUAUCGCAUCAUGGCAUUCUCGCAAAUUGUGUACAGACUGAUUUUGUGAUGAGCCUCGAUCCCAACCUCCGCACGACAGAACAGGCGGCUAGAAAUUCGAGGUGGCUAUGCGCAAUACCACUGUACCACGGUCUGGCGCUAUGCUAUUUCUGCACCAUAUCCAUCGCCAGACGGGUUCCCUCAUACAUCAUGCGGCAGUACGAGAUCAACCGUAUGCUGGAAAACAUUCAGAGAUUUCGGAUCACGGAGUUGCACCUAGUACCGCCCAUCAUCGUGGCCAUGACCAAACAUUCUGCUGUGAAGAGUGGAAAGUAUGACAUCAGCAGCGUCACCAAAUCUUUCUCGUGCGCAGCACCGUUAGGUCCAGCACCAACUCUUCAAUAUGAGUCGCUUUGGCCCAAAGGACACGUAAACGUCAAGCAGGGCCUUGCGUCAACCGAAUCCUGCUGCAAUACUCUAGGCUGGGAUCCUACCCUAACGGCAGUGGCCGGCUCUGUUGGCGAGCCCAUGCCCAACUGUGAGAUCAAGCUGAUGGAUGAUGAGGGGAGUGAGGUUGCGCGAGGCCAAAGUGGGGAGAUAUGGUUCCGUGGUCCGAACAUUAUGAAGGGUUACUGGCAAAACAAAAAGGCGACCGAUGAGACGAUUACUCCAGAUGGAUGGCUAAGGACAGGAGAUGUGGCGCGCCAGGAUGAGAAUGGGUGGUACUAUGUCGUGGAUCGAAAGAAGGCAAGUCAUGGCGUCCAGGUCUGGCCCGCUGAGCUUGAAGCACUCCUUCUUGAUCACCCGGCCAUCAAUGACGCCGCCGUCAUCGGCGUGAGAAAGGGCGAUGAGGAGUACCCUCGUGCCUAUGUUGUGGCAGCACCAGGAGCUUCAGUCUCCGUGGACGACAUCCUGCAAUUCAUCAACAGCAAGGUCUCAACGAUAAAGAGACUCACAGGUGGAGUCGUCUUUGUCGAUACCAUCCCCAAAUCUCCGUCUGGGAAGAUUUUGCGACGAGCUAUCAGAGACGCUAUCGUAAACAACUCAAGAUUAUAA